AUGAUAAUUAAAGGUAAAGGAAGAAAGAAUGCAAACAUAUUCGAGGAUAAUAAAGUGCAUAUAUUUUCUGUUAAUGGUACAACAUUAAUUCCUCUUCGAGAAUUAGAACGCCAUGAUGUUGUCACUCGCUUAACUUAUUCACAUGAUGAAUGCUUCUUGGGUACUGCUGAUAAUAUGAAAAACAUAACGCGUUAUCAAUUACUAAAUUUUGAAUUAAUUGGUCGUGAUAUGUGGUGUUAUCAUGCAGCAACUGUAACUGAUCUUGCAUUUAGUCUUGAUGGAAAAAAAUUAGCAUCAGUUGCCAUUGAUACACAUUUAAUGAUUCAUCAAACUGUAAAUAUAACAAAAGUGAAACAAGUUAAAGGUUAA
Messenger RNA from Rotaria sordida, 369 nucleotides. The record is from the annotation of a GenBank genome assembly. NCBI's taxonomy places the organism in Eukaryota, Metazoa, Rotifera, Eurotatoria, Philodinida, Philodinidae.